Molecule: messenger RNA, 3220 nt
Organism: Melanotaenia boesemani (Boeseman's rainbowfish)
Lineage: Eukaryota; Metazoa; Chordata; Actinopteri; Atheriniformes; Melanotaeniidae
Gene: ezrb
Product: ezrin b
Exons: 14
Coding region: 221-1969 (582 amino acids)
Biological process (GO): positive regulation of protein localization to early endosome; positive regulation of early endosome to late endosome transport; regulation of cell shape
Cellular component (GO): apical part of cell; cytoskeleton; filopodium
Molecular function (GO): cell adhesion molecule binding; actin binding
Source: RefSeq, a predicted model, not a curated record
CGGUGUACAGCGUUAGGGACGGAGGAGCGCCAUAUUGCGCCUGGCUGAGGGAAAUUGCAGCUUCCCGAUUCGAACCGACGUUCAUUCAUCAAUACAUCUCCAAACGACUCCGGAAGGUGCAGUGAAGACAGCCGCGCGGAGGACAAGUUUCUACCGUGGAAACUUUCUUUUUCUUUGAAUUCAAGUGCUCCUCUCGCAGAGCCAGGACAAGGACAGAAAAAUGCCCAAAGCGGUCAAUGUUCGGGUCACCACCAUGGAUGCUGAGCUGGAGUUUGCCAUCCAGCCCAGCACCACUGGCAAGCAGCUGUUUGACCAGGUGGUAAAAACCGUCGGAUUACGUGAGGUGUGGUACUUUGGCCUGCAGUAUGUGGACAACAAAGGUUACCAAACUUGGCUAAAACUGGACAAAAAGGUGUCGUCUCAGGACGUGAAGAAGGACAACCCACUACAGUUCAAGUUUCGGGCCAAGUUCUUCCCUGAGGAUGUUGCUGAAGAACUGAUCCAGGACAUCACCCAGAAGCUUUUCUUCCUGCAGGUGAAGGAAAGCAUCCUCUGUGACGAGGUUUAUUGUCCACCAGAGACAGCUGUUCUGCUUGCAUCUUACUCCGUACAAGCUAAGUUUGGAGACUAUAACAAAGAAGUCCAUCGGCCUGGUUACCUGCUAGCUGAACGGCUGCUGCCCCACAGAGUCCUGGAACAGCACAAGUUAUCCAAAGAACAAUGGGAAGAGAGGAUUCAAGUGUGGCACGAGGAGCACUGUGGGAUGUUGAAGGAGGAUGCCAUGUUAGAAUACCUGAAGAUUGCUCAGGACCUGGAAAUGUAUGGAGUCAACUACUUUGACAUUAAGAAUAAGAAGGGAACAGAGCUGUGGCUGGGAGUGGACGCACUGGGACUCAACAUUUAUGAGAAGGAAGACAAAUUGACCCCAAAAAUUGGCUUCCCUUGGAGCGAGAUCAGAAACAUUUCCUUCAACGAUAAGAAGUUCAUCAUCAAACCAAUUGACAAAAAAUCUCCAGACUUCGUGUUUUAUGCACCAAGACUGCGGAUCAACAAACGCAUCCUGCAGCUGUGCAUGGGCAACCAUGAACUGUACAUGCGUCGCCGCAAGCCAGACACAAUCGAGGUGCAGCAGAUGAAAGCCCAGGCCAGAGAGGAGAAGCAACAGAAACAGAUGGAGAGAGCCCAGCUGGACAAUGAGAAGAAAAAGAGAGAAGCCAUCGAGAAAGAGAAGGAGCAGAUGGAGCAGGAGAAGCAGGAUCUGAUGAUGAGGCUCUACCAGUUCGAAGAGAAGACCAAGAAGGCAGAGAAAGAUUUGCAGGACCAACUCCAGAGAGCCAUGAUGCUGGAGCAGGAGAGGAGGCGAGCCGAGGAGGAGGCGGCUCGCCUGGAGGCUGAGCGUCAAGCUGCCCUGCUGGCUAAAGAGGAGCUGGCCCGCCAGGCCGAGAACCAGAAGAAGACUCAGGAACAGCUGGCUGCAGAGCUGGCAGAGCACACAGCCAAGAUAUCUCUGCUGGAGGAGGCCAAGAAACGAAAGGAGGUGGAGGCUGACACAUGGCAGCUUAAGGCCCAAGAGGCUCAGGAUGAUCUGAUCAAGACCAAGGAAGAGCUGCACAUGGUGAUGAUGGCACCUCCACCACCUCCACCUCCCCCCAUGUAUGACCACCUGGAUGACAACAGCGACAGCGAGGAGAACACCAGCACGCACAGCGCCGACCUGCAGAUGGAAGGUAUCAAUGACCACCGCAAUGAGGAGGAUCGCCUGACGGAGGCUGAGAAGAAUGAGCGUGUCCAGAAUCAGCUGAAGGCUCUGACCUCAGAGCUGGCUCAGGCUCGUGAUGAAUCCAAGAACACCCAGAAUGACAUCCUUCACUGUGAGAACAUGCGGGCCGGUCGAGACAAAUACAAGACCCUGCGACAGAUCCGGCAGGGCAACACCAAGCAGAGGAUCGACGAGUUUGAGGCCUUAUAAGACGCCUUUGGCGUACAGCCCCAUACCCUUUCUGAAUAGUCAAUAUGUCUCAGUCCUCUGCUGAGACAUACAAACACGUUCACCCAAAGACAUAUCUAACACACCUCGGUGGCUGACUAGCCUAGUGCAGCUUCAGAAGCACAGAGAUGAACUCCUGGUCUGAGUUUGUCCGGCAGGGUGUAGGGCUUUGCAAACCUUUGAAGAAAACUUGGUGCCAAAACAGUCUCUCCUCCCCUCUUUUCUUAGUGUUUUAAAUCAUUUGAGUUUGAUUGUUUCUUUUUUGAUCAGUUCAAACCAAAUUCAUCUAGUGUUUUAAAGUGAAGGCAUGAUGAAAGUAGAGGGAGUAGCCAGAUUUUAUGAGUAUAUUAUGACAUGUUCGCUUCUCUUUCAUGUCAUUUGCCAUGAAGGAAGAAAAGGGCAGUUUGAUGUUUAUAUGCGACCACUCAGAAAGGGGAAGACAGUAUAAGCAGGAAAAUGUAUGUUUAUUUUCCAUUAUUUUUUAACACUUCCAUUUAUGUUAAAUAUUGCUCUAAAAUAGGUAACAAUCAUGCCUAGUAAGAUAUUUAUACUGUAUAUGGGACAUAAAAGGGGUAUUUCAUCUUGGUUUGUAUAUUUUUGCUAUCUACUAAUGAUAAAAGCAUUUAAUGUUUUAAAGGUUUUAUAUAUUGACCACAAAAAUAAGUCUUAUGUUCCACAUGUUUUUCCUUUAGAUCACUCAAAUAAAGAGGUUUAAUUGUAAAUUAUUAUUUUUUAUUGUAGGAGACAUCCAGCUGCAUGCCCUUAAAAUCAUUUAAGAAGAGUGCUAGCUAUCUCGGUACUUCUGAUUAGCAUUUUUGUCAUGCAGUUCACAGCACACCAAGGAAAGUGUUUAUCUUUAGAGAUGUGCUGACUGACACUUAGAUUUUAAUGUAUUUAAUCUGUCUGUUCUAUGUCAUGUCGCUGUAGAUUGAGAGACGAGCAUGUUAUGUGCUUUCACCCUCCCUAAGUGGCCUUCUCUCUCUGAAGUGGUCAGUCGCUAAGAUGCAUAGUUAGAAAAAUGUUCAAAUCUUUAGGUAGAAUGAGGGUUGAAGUCAGCAUUUGCAAGUUGUUCAAAGUGGACUGACCCAAACGGUGCAGCACCAAUCUCUCACCAUGGAGUAAAGUUGCAUUUACUGACACUGUAAUGGCAACACUGCUAUGCUAGCCUUUGCAUAUGAACAGGAUUUUAUAAUGAGGUGUUCAACAUAUUGGCAAUAAAACAAUCUGAUUUCA